Aphanomyces invadans is the source of this 1214-nucleotide messenger RNA. RefSeq names its product CMGC/CDK protein kinase. The transcript is spliced from 2 exons. Gene Ontology annotation, biological process: regulation of G2/M transition of mitotic cell cycle; G1/S transition of mitotic cell cycle; regulation of gene expression. Gene Ontology annotation, cellular component: cyclin-dependent protein kinase holoenzyme complex; cytoplasm; nucleus. Gene Ontology annotation, molecular function: cyclin binding; ATP binding; cyclin-dependent protein serine/threonine kinase activity. The record is from RefSeq and is a predicted model, not a curated record. Lineage: Eukaryota; Oomycota; Saprolegniomycetes; Saprolegniales; Verrucalvaceae. The coding region runs from base 43 to 1113 and encodes 356 amino acids.
CAGCGAAGCAAAGUGCAAUCCUCCACGGCGCACUGCGGCACCAUGGGCGAGUUCGAUUCUGACGACGAGGAGCAAGCUGUUGUGGGGCAUUAUACGUUGCAUGAGGAAAUUGGCCGGGGAACGUAUGGCGUCGUGUAUGAAGCAAGGCACAACGUUAGUGGGAACAAGGUGGCCAUCAAACGACUGCUUCCCAGACACGAUGCAAGUUCAUCCGACGAAGUUGGAGUGAUGCAGCGACUCGCGGGGGCGCCACAUAUCUUACAGCUUCAAGAAGUUCUCCACGAGCAAUAUCAGCACGAACCUACGACGUUCAUCGUGUCGGAGUUCAUGGAGAGUGACCUGGAAACUGUCAUCAGGGCUACCGAUGCCCUCCCACAACUGUCCCUUCCACAGAUCAAGAGUUACCUUCGCAUGACAAUUCAAGGACUUGCAGAGUGUCAUGCACGCCACAUUAUCCAUCGCGAUGUCAAACCGAACAACAUUCUCCUUGGCUCGAAUGGCAAUGCAAUGCUCGCGGACUUUGGAAUGGCCGUCGUGGUUCCAGAACUUGCUGCACGUGCAACGUCGACGUGGACGCUGAGUUUUCAAGUCGUCACGCGCGCAUACCGUGCCCCGGAACUGCUCUUUGGUCUGAAACAAUAUGACACGAGUGUCGACAUGUGGGCGGUGGGGUGUCUGUUUGGUGAACUCUUCCUGCGUCGAGUUUGGUUUGAUGGUGCAUCCGACAUCGACCAACUCAACCGCAUCUUUCGCGCGUUGGGGUCGCCUGACGAGCAGCAUUGGAGCGCCGCCAAGACAUUGCCGUUCUUCCUCGAAUUCGCACCCACGUCGCCCCCUUCGCUUGUUACCCAGUUUCCAACUCUGCCUGCGACUGGCAUCGAUCUCCUCUCCAAGCUCCUUCGCCUCGAUCCAACUGCGCGCAUAUCAGCGGCUGAUGCCCUCGCCCAUCCAUUCUUUGCCGAAUCACCGCUUGCAUUGGAUGCAGCGCUUCUGCCGAUGGUGACACCUCCAGAACGUGGGCGAAAACGCCGUGCGUCAUCGCUGGAAGACGAGCAUGGCGACGCAGCAGAAGACGUGGGGGACGUUCCCAUGAAAGGCCGUCGGUUGUUCUAACACCAUCGUGGAAGAAAGUACGACCUGUUAAGUUUCACAUGACCUUGGCGAUACUCUCCCAGACCAGAACUUCGCUAUUUUGUUCAUUUUCCUGCAAUGCC